GGUUCGGUGUCCUUCAAUGGAGGCCAAUGGAGGGCUCGUCUUCUCAGCCCUUUGAUCACGGUCAAACGGCUCCCGGCGCUUCCAAGUUCCUCUCUAACCUCCCUCUCAUGGCCACCCCUCUCUACCACCGUCAUCUCCUCCAAUCUGGGGGGCUGCGAGUUUAUAUUUGUGAGCACAGUACUUCUCCUCCAGAGGGAUUGAGCAGUAGCGCAACUUAUAAGGACUACCAUAGUUUGACUGUUGAGAGGCUUCGUGCCCUUCUUAAGGAAAGAGGACUUUCACCCAAAGGAAAGAAGGACGAGCUGAUUGCGCGCUUGAAAUGUGUUAACGAAUCAGCUCGAGAGUUGGAUCGAUGCAGCAGCAAUCGUUGUGGCCUAAAAAGGGAAGAGUUAGAACUUUGAGAACUUGUAAGAAUGAAUAAUGGUUUACUAUGUAUAUAAUAGGAGCUUAAUCCAGAAAUUUUAGAAUUUCUUCAGGGCAGUGAUUGUGUAAUUACUUUGAGCCUGACGGUU
Messenger RNA from Hibiscus syriacus, 512 nucleotides. RefSeq lists its product as uncharacterized. Lineage: Eukaryota; Viridiplantae; Streptophyta; Magnoliopsida; Malvales; Malvaceae. The transcript has 4 exons. The record is from RefSeq and is a predicted model, not a curated record. Bases 27 to 401 code for a protein of 124 amino acids.